AUGCAAAAUCAAAUCCGUUCUCUCCAUCGAGCAACCCCCAGAACUAGUCGAUUGUCUCUUGACCUCUCCUUCGCUCUCUCUUCGAUGAAUUCGUUGCCCACUGUGCCCUUGAUUUUUAGAUUCGUUGAUUUAACUGAAGAAGAAAAAGAAGUCAUCGUUGAAGAUGAGGUAUCAGGGGAAGUUGAAGUUGCAGGACUCACACCGUGCAAUACGAUGCAGAGCUUACUAGGGUUUCAUCCUCCUCACUUCUCUGAGGAAGCAGCAUGGCUUCCGGGUUGGCUUCAAUCUUCCUCGAUAAGGGAGGCGAGCAAUCAAGCAUUUCAAUGUUCUUCAGGGCAAAGGCUCGAGGACAUUGGAUGCCUUCAGCAAAACAUCAAUACUAGAGAAAAUGAGAAUCUGUCUGAUAAUGGUGUGUGUAAGAGUUUCCAUUUAUUUUUAUCUGGAGAAGACAACUCAACCAUGAAUUUUCCUUCAUGUUCUAGCAAUCAUGAAAUUCAAUUCCAUCUUCAUCUAUCAUCAAAUGAAGAAUCUCAAAAUUUAUCAAAUCCAAUUCCAAGUAAAUCUCAACCACAACCUCUUCCAGUUCCAGAUUCCAAAGUUACCCCUAAGGAGAACACCCAAAAUCCAAUCCCACAGAAGGGCAAUUCAGGAAUUUCCAGUCACGAACCUUUAAAGGGGCAAAAUGGGAAAACCCCGAAAUCUCAUAAAGUUGAUAUCACAGAUGCAGUGGAACUAGCUGUUGCAGCAUCAGAAGCAUUAAUAAUCCAUGAGGUAUUAAAAGAUGAACCAAGUUCACAGCUUUCAACCCCUUCAUCUGUUCUUGAAGCUGCAAUAAGGGUAAAAAAGGCACGAUUGGAGGAACUUAAUGAUGAUUUUGAGGAAAACAAUGACAAUGAGUAUGAAGUUGACUUUCUUUCUGAUUUGGAUGAGUUGACCAUGGCAGAAGCAUACGAAGAUGUGGGAUUAACAGUGAAUAGUUGUGGUUAUGAAUCCAUAUCUCAUGUUAAAGAUAGUUAUGGAACCCUAGAAGCUGAAUUUGGUUCUAUUUCCACAAAACAAGAGAUAUUAUCAAAAAAAGAAAUUGUUUUGGAAUCUAUUGAAGGUGAUACACAUAAAGAACAUGAUGCUGAUCUAGGGUGUGAUUUUGAUCCCAUUUUUAGUUGUUCUGUUGAGCAACCUGAUUUUUGCACAAAAAAGGUUGUGUUGGAAAAUGAAGGCAAGAUGACAAAUUUGAUUCAAGAUAGAUUUCAAAGCCGUUGGUUUGGUGGUUGGACAUGUAAGAAUGAAGUUGGGAUUCCUUCAGUUACAGACAACAAAAUCCCUGAAAAACCAUUUGCUUUAAAUGAAACAAGUUUUUUCUCGGAAUCUGCCGAUUUUGCCCCUGAUAUGAAUUCUGCUAUACAAAAACAGGACAUUAAUACUGUUUCUCAAUCAAGCAUAACACGUCCUAAAGAUAUAGAUACACACCAGAAAACUACUGAUAACGGUAUUUUUUGUUCCGAUAUUGCCCCUGAUAUGCCUCCUAGUGUCUCCCCAAUGGAGGACCUUUUGUGUUCUAUUGUUCCUUGUAGCUUUUCUUCCGAUAAUACCCCUCCCCAUGUUAAUCUCCAUAACCCAAAAAGUGUCUCAUCCCAAAAUACCGAUUAUACCCUUCAUCAAGUUAAUCUCAAUAAUCCAAAAAGUAUCUUACCCCAAAAUACCGAUAAUACCCUUCACCAAAAUAAUCCAAAAAGUGUCUUACCCCAAAAUACCGAUAAUACCCUUCACCAAAAUAAUCCAAAAAGUGUCUUACCCCAAAAUACUGAUUAUACACUUCACCAAGUUAAUCCAAAAAGUGUCUCACCCGUAAAUACUGAUAAUACCCUUCACCAAAAUAAUCCAAAAAGUGUCUCACCCCAAAAUACCAAUAAUACCCUUCGUGAGAAUAUUUCAAGUCCUACUAUACGAAGACACGUGUCCUCACUUAAAACUUACAGCAUCUUACCACAUCCCCCUUAUGAUCCCUACUCGGUGAACAAACAACCUACACAAGAUGAUGUUGAGAAAAAGACCAAAUUACCCUUGGCUACUGUAAAUAAAGAAAAUCCAGAGUUACUUCCAACCGAGGUUUUCAGAAAGUCAACGCGUGUAUUCUCAAAGUCAAAUGGCUGUUUGACUCGGUCAACGAAGGUUCAAUCUUACCACAUAAGAAAUACAUGA
This is a messenger RNA of Lactuca saligna, 2199 nucleotides long. Lineage: Eukaryota; Viridiplantae; Streptophyta; Magnoliopsida; Asterales; Asteraceae. The record is from the annotation of a GenBank genome assembly.